AUGGAAUCUUUAGCGCCAGGAACUAUUGAGCCGUCGACGCUAAGCCCGGUGACAGCUAAUGGCUUGCAGGAAAAGAGGCGAUUUAAUGCCAACGGCGAGCCUGAAGCAGCCGCGGUGGGAGUAAACGGGAUAGAAAAAGUGGUACGUGCUGAAGAGGAUAUCGUGGGCCAUGACUGGAGUAAGGCCGCGAAAACCAAGUACCUCGCCGCGCAAUCUACAGUGCUAGAGUACUUGCUCACUGGCCCCCUGGUCGUUAAUAUUAAAGCUCUCUUCUGUAGGUACCGCACAUGCACAAGCUUUCCGUGGAAUCAGGCGACAACCCGUGCUGUGCGGGAUGCAUUAGCUGAGAUGCCGUGCUUUAAUUUGCUUGUGGUGGCAUACGAAUUCACCGAACCAGUGUGUAAUACGAAGCUCACGCGGUCGACCAUUGGGCACAUAAAUGAAAUUGCACCCAAGGAAUCCUCAUGCGCGUUGUUGGCUGUCGGUGUAAGUACAAGUGCAUACAAGUAUACUGAAUGUGCCACCGGUGCUGAAUCGCAAACCUCUGGCGUCGUUGCACGGCAUGCCUCCGCCACCUUCGGCAAUGAGCUUGACCAGCUUUUCCUUCACGGCAAUCUGAGGCAUGGCGAUUGA
Molecule: messenger RNA, 633 nt
Organism: Trichoderma harzianum CBS 226.95
Lineage: Eukaryota; Fungi; Ascomycota; Sordariomycetes; Hypocreales; Hypocreaceae
Exons: 5
Coding region: 1-633 (210 amino acids)
Source: RefSeq, a predicted model, not a curated record